GUAGGGAGCAAGGGAGCGUUUGAACGUGGUCCUGACUAGAUAGCGUACGGAACUGUUAGAGGGGAUUAGCUAGCUUUAGCGAGCUAGCUGGCAUCACAACACUGGGUUUGGGAAGCUGAGGCUGCUGUUUUAUUGUAAUAAUAGAAGAAAAUAAGGGGGCCCAUGGAGGAGUCUGGGGAUAUUAAUGUGACUGUUAAAACUCUGGACUCUCAGAGCAGGAGCUACACAGUCAGAGGAGAGUGGACGGUGCAAGAGUUUAAGGAGCACAUUGCCUCCUCGGUUGAGAUCCCCGCAGAUAAACAGAGGCUGAUCUACCAGGGCAGGGUGCUGCAGGAUGACAGGACACUAAUUGAAUACAAUGUUGAUGGGAAGGUCAUUCAUCUCGUCGAGCGUGCUCCUCCCCAGACCACACAGUCCGGAGGUGGAGGAGAUGCUGUGUCUGGCUCAUCCGGAGGAGGCGGAGAAGGCUCGUCCAGCUCGACCCAUUCCUCAACCUCCACCUCCCAAGGAGCUCCGCAUGACCGCAAUGGUAACAGCUACGUCAUGCUGGGCACCUUUAACCUCCCGGUGAACAUCCUGGACCCCCAGCAGAUUCAGAUGUCUGUGCAGCAGAUGAUGGCUGGUGUUGGGGAUGGAGGGCGAAAUGCUAGAGUCAACACCAGCACUGGGAGCAAUGGGGCUGUGGAUGUGCAUAUUAACUUGGACCAGUCAGCUCAAAGUGAACCGAGGAUACGGCUCCAGUUGGCAGAAAACCUGUUGCGAGAGACUCAGUCUUUAAUUCGCAGAUUGGAGAGUCAAGCGAGUGAAGGAUCCACCGAGCAGAGACCUGCAGAUUCCUCUUCUUCUUCAGCACAACCAAUGGACACUUCCCCACCUCCACCUCCUGCCUCUUCUUCCUCUUCCUCCACCUCCACACAGACAGAAGGCCCUCCUCACUCUGGACCAAACCACCCAAGCCCGUCAGAGCUGAUGGAGGUGCUUUCAGAAGUGCGGAGGGUGGAGGAAAGGCUCCGCCCCUUCAUGGAGAGAACUCACUCCAUUCUGGCAGCAGCCACUUCUGCUGAUUACAACAACAAUACACAAGAGCGUGAUGAAGACCAGCGCACUCUUAAUGUAGUCGGCGAGUCCCUUCGGCUUCUAGGCAACACCUUGGUUGCUUUGAGUGACCUUCGAUGCAACCUGGCCGCACAGCCUCCCCGCCACUUACACGUGGUUCGGCCCAUAACCCACUACACCUCACCAGUUGUGCUGCAGAGUGGUUUGCCACAUAUACCAAUACCAAUGAACAUCGGAACCACUGUUACAAUGACCUCUAAUGGCAGACAGGCAGGUGAAGGUCAGUCUCAGCCACCUCAAUCAUCAGGCCAAGCAGAGGAGCAAGAUCAGGCACAGGCACCAUCCUCUCAGCCCAAUGGUGCCAAUCAGAUGCCUGGUCAGGGGACACCUCGUGUGAUCAGAAUCACCCACCAGACCAUGGAGCCUGUGGUUAUGAUGCAGAUGAACCUGGAUGAUUCAGGCAGUGGAGCUCAGGCCCCAGGCCAACAGAAUCCCAACGCUGCUGGACAGACUGGCUCGACCCCACCCAUGCACAUCCCUGGCUUGCCACCUGAGUUUAUGCAGGCCAUCGUGCAUCAGAUCUCUCAGCAGGCUGCUGCAAUGGCCACCGCAACCUCAGCUGGCCACCACGGACAUCAGUCAGGCACUCCUGCACCAAAUGGAGAAGCACCAGCUGUUCCUCCACCUCCGCAAGCCAGAGUUGUCAUCACUCGACCUGCCUUUACCCCAAGGAUUCCUCAGCCUGCAGGGACCAGGGCAGCUACUAUCAACCUGCGUGCAUCAGUGCCACCCACCACCGGCCAACAGCCUGCACAGGGCCCUAUGGCUAAUUCUCCUCUCACUCAGAUGGUGAGUGGUUUGGUCGGGCAGCUGCUAAUGCCGAUGCACACAGGUGAUCAAGCAUCCACUGGAACCUCAUCCCAUUCGUUCUCCUUCUCUACCUCUUCCUCCUCCUCCUCCUCUUCUUCUUCAACUGCCCCUUCCUCAUCAGCCAAUACAUCUACACAUACCUCUUCUAACACCACCAGCACAGCCCCUACGGGCCAGUCACAGAACGAGGGUCCGGAAGGGAACUUGCCACACCUACUGGGCUCUCUCUUGGGUGGAGCUGCUGGAGUAGGUGGGAAUGUUUCUGGAGGAUCUCCUUCCAUUACUGUGACACUGCCCGGUGUGCCUGCCUUCAUCCAGGGCAUGUCUGAGUUUAUCCAGUCCAAUCAGCCUGUGUUUCCUCCUCCUCCGAGCCAGCAGCCUCCACCCGCUCCCUCUGCUCCAUCUGCCCCAUCAGCGACUUCUCAGAACCCUCCUCAUCCUCCGAGUGGAGGAGGGGAGACUCUGAACCCAGAGCUGUUCACAGGCAUAGUGCAGGGUGUGCUGUCCACCAUGAUGGGUUCUUUGGGGGCCGGUCAGGGUAACAGUGAGAGCAUUGCCCAAUUCAUUCAAAGACUUUCUCAAACAAGCAAUCUUUUUACUCCUGGAGCUGGAGAUGCUGUGGGUUUCUUCGGAGAUUUGCUGUCCCUGGUGUGUCAGAGUUUCUCCAUGGUGGAUAUGGUGGUGUUGCUGCAUGGCAACCCCCAGCCUCUGAGUCGUAUCCAGCCUGAACUUGCCACCUUCUUCAAUGAGCACUAUCUUAAUGGACAAGAGCCUACUGAUGCCAAUAUUGCUAACGCUGCUGAAGAUCUCAUCAAUGGACUGGAGGAGUAUAUCGCUGAGAGUUUUUCCACAGUCACAGUUCGUGAAGGAGUGGACAUCAUCCAGACAAACAUAUCCUUCCUCAGACAGCAGUUCACCCGCAUGGCAACACAUAUACUCCGCUGUACAGAUCACAUGUUUGGUCCUCGCUUGCUGUUUCUCUGCACUCAGGGUCUUUUUGAGUGUCUGGCUCUCAACCUGUACUGUUUAAGAGGAGAGCAGAGAGCACUUACAGCAGUCAUCAAUCAUCGCAUUAGAAGGAUGUCUGCAGAAGUCAAUCCGAGUCUAGUGAACUGGUUGACCAGUAUGAUGUCCAUGAGACUGCAUGUGAUCCUGGACCAUAACCCAGUUACAGAGGACCAAAUCCAGCAUUAUGUUCUCUACACACAGCCCGAGGCAGAUGCGAGGGUGGAGUCGAAUACGGAGACAGUCCAGCAGACCGAGAGCCAGAAUGUGGAGAUGUCUCCAGCACCUGCCACCACUGCUGAGGAGGCCAUGGCACCUUCGGGAGAGAGAACUGACUCGAGACAGCCAGCUUCGGAUCUCACUCCUCUACACAGGCCAUCCUCAGUGAACACACGAGAACCAGCUGGAAUGGCUGCUAACGGGAGGGAGGAGUCAGGAGCGGAGGCAGAGCCAUGGGCAGCAGCUGUGCCACCUGAGUGGAUGCCCAUCAUUAGGCAUGACAUGCUGUCUCAAAGGAAAAUAAAAGCUCAGCCUCCACUGUCUGAUGCUUACCUUCAGGGAAUGCCAGCCAAGAGGAGGAAGACUGCACAGGGUGAAGGACCACACCUUUCUCUCUCAGAGGCUGUGACCGUCGCUGCCCGUGCAGUAGGAGCGCGGCCUGUUACUACUUCAGACAACCUCCAGGGGGAGCUGGACACACCGGAGCUACAGGAUGCUUACACACAACAGAUCAAGAAUGACCUAAGGAAAAGAGUUAAUGAAGAUCCAGACUACAAUUCUCAGCGUUUCCCAAACACGCACAAGGCUUUCUCUGAAGACUCCUAAUCUCAUCGUAUCAUUUUUGCACAUUGUUAGAUGAAAUAUUCAUAUGUAUGAUCUGUAGUCAGUCAAAAGAGGAGCUGGAUUCUUCUGUGAAAGCGGCCGACACUUCUUCACCGGGUGUGCAAUAGCCACCGAUGGCUGGUUAUUGCGAAAGCAUCGCUGUGGACCUCUCGCAAUCACGUUUUCUUUUAACGGAUUCCUUCCGUACGUCCUUCAUGUCCACUGUCGACUUCAACGCGCCAUGGGAGGAUCUGUCAGGAAAAUUUGCCUUGUCUUGUGACGACUAAGAUUCAGCAAAAGCUCAACUUUAUACACAUGCACUGCAUGGAGGCACCACUAAGGCCAACAUAGACUUCACCAGGACGAAGACUUAGUCUAGGUCAGGAAACCCGUAGCCAGGGAACUCGUAGCAUCAAGCUUUCUUUGUAAUGUAAUAUAGAUGAAUAUUGUAAAGAUUUUGUUUUAAUUGUUGCAAUAAUAGCACCAUGUACACAUGAAGUAAAAAAAAAAAUUGGCUUGAUCAUCCAAAUAGGUCUGUUUGUAAUUUUCAAUAUAAACACAUUAGGCGGUUAGAAAUCUGCUCGAAUCAGAUGUGUGUUUAGUGAUAGCGGAGAGUUACGUGUGAUAUGCUUUACCACUGUCUUUGUUUUACUCGAUCGAUUUCCUUACUUUUAAUCGUGUUGAGAACACAUACCGAUUGUGAACGUGAUCGUUCUGCACCAAAACGAAUCCCAAAUCUCACCGAGUUUAAUCUGCUUGCGACAGAAUCAGUGUUUAAAAUCAAUAUUUUGCCAUGAUGUAAUAAAAAUCCAUGUUUCAUUUUA
This is a messenger RNA of Hemibagrus wyckioides, 4577 nucleotides long. RefSeq names its product BCL2 associated athanogene 6, like (gene bag6l). The transcript is spliced from 25 exons. The record is from RefSeq and is a predicted model, not a curated record. Gene Ontology annotation, cellular component: BAT3 complex. Bases 163 to 3756 code for a protein of 1197 amino acids. Gene Ontology annotation, molecular function: misfolded protein binding; polyubiquitin modification-dependent protein binding. NCBI's taxonomy places the organism in Eukaryota, Metazoa, Chordata, Actinopteri, Siluriformes, Bagridae.